Molecule: messenger RNA, 6721 nt
Organism: Trachemys scripta elegans
Lineage: Eukaryota; Metazoa; Chordata; Testudines; Emydidae
Gene: GTF3C1
Product: general transcription factor IIIC subunit 1
Exons: 36
Biological process (GO): transcription initiation at RNA polymerase III promoter; 5S class rRNA transcription by RNA polymerase III
Cellular component (GO): transcription factor TFIIIC complex
Molecular function (GO): DNA binding
Source: RefSeq, a predicted model, not a curated record
GCAGGCGCAGUAGAGCUCAUCGGAUCGGCGUAGGGUCCGUCGGGAGGGUGGCGGCGGGAUGGAGGCGCUGUGGGCUCUGCUGGACGAGGUGGCCCUGGAGGGUCUGGAUGGGAUCACGCUGGACACUUUAUGGCACCGGCUGAGCAGCCGCGUCCCGCCCUUCCCGCUGCCCCUGGAGCCCGCCACGCAGCAGCUCCUGUGGGGUGCACUGAGCGCCCAGCCCGGCCUCAGCUUCUACCUGUUACCGCGGGAGCGGCCCCCCCUCCGCCUGCACGAUCGGUAUGAAGAAAUAGAUCUUGAAACAGGAAUACUGGAAACAAAAAGAGAUCCUGUCCCUCUAGAUGAUAUUUAUCCUGUCCAUAUGAUUUUGGAUAAUAAGGAUGGCAUUCAGGGUUCAUGCCAAUAUUUUAAGGAGAGAUUAAAUUAUACUGAUCAAAUUAGGACAGAGGAUUUGCAGCCUUGUUAUGCCUACACAGAAGCCUAUGAAAAGUGGGGGGAGAAACUCGUUAUCGUUGCUUCACAGAUUCUGCGCUACAGGGCUUUAAUUGGCUGGGAGGGGGAUCCAGACUUAAAACUCCCAGACUUCUCCUACUGCAUUUUGGAGCGAUUAGGUCGUGCUAGAUGGCAAGGGGAACUUCAGAGAGACCUUCACAGUGGGGCUUUCAAGGUGGAUGCUGGUAAAAUGCAUUAUCACAGAAGAGUAUUAGACAGAAAUGGUCUCAUUUCAAUGCAGUCCCAUGUCAUAAGACUACCAAGUGGAGCCCAGCAGCACUCCAUUCUUCUGCUUUUGAACCGCUUUCAUGUUGACAGGAGGAGUAAAUAUGAUAUCCUUAUGGAGAAGCUCUCAGGUAUGCUGAGCACUCGACCAAACAAAAUGGAAACAUUGGGGAAUCUGAGGGAAGAACUGGGUCUCUGUGAAAGAACAUUCAAACGUCUGUAUCAAUAUAUGAUGAAUGCUGGCCUGGCCAAAGUAUUAUCUACCCCGUUACAGGACUUGCACCCUGAUGGUGGACCCUAUAAAACAAAGAAAGGGACUGAUGUCAUGGUCCGAUGCCUCAAACUAGUGAAGGAAUUUCGAAAGAAAGUGGAUGAUUACCAUGAUGAUGAGGAGGAAGAGAUGAUCACAAAAACUGUCCAGCCUGUAGAUAUUGUUUAUGAGCGGGAUAUGCUUACGCAGGCUUAUGAGCUAAUUGAAAGUAGGGGAACCAAAGGAAUUUCUCAGGCGGAAAUUCGAUCGGCUAUGAAUGUGGGGAAGCUAGAAGCACGGAUGCUUUGUCGUCUUCUAGAGAGAUACAAAGUUGUCAAGGGAUUUAUGGAAGAUGAAGGUCGGCAACGAACAACAAAGUAUAUUUCACACGUUUUUGCAGAAGAAAGUGAUUUAAGCCGUCAGUUUGAGAGGGAGAAGGCCCGGAGUGAACAGUUAGCAACAGUUAGCUUGGCUCUAGUGCACGAAGACUCCCUGCCUGAGGAAGAUCUGUCUCCUGUAGAAGAAGACACUUUCCUCUCAGAAUCAGAUAAUGAGGAAGAGAUGAAAUACAACAAGAAAACACGAGAAAAAGGAGUGAAGGCCAACUCAGAUUCACUGCUGAAAUUCAGUUUCCGAGAUGGUCCACAUCAGUCAACGCCAGCUAAAGGCUGCAAGUUCCAAGCCACGAAGACCCCAGUGCAGAAGCUGCCUUCCCCCCACCUUCUUGAAGAUCCCGAUGAGCUCCCUGAUGGAUUUGCAGAGGAGGAUUCUAGUUUGGACACUAUAAAGCAGGACUCUAAUCUCUCUCUAGGCACUCAUUCCAUAGAUGAAGAUGGGGAUAUGGCUGUGAUUGAGGAGGUCAGGCUUGAGGACCCCAAGAAGAAUGCUGAGCAAAAGAAGGAAAAGCGCUCCAGAACCACUGCAGUGGAGAGAUCUCAUGAAACAUACCGGCUACUGAAGCGCCGAAAUCUCAUUGUAGAAGCUGUCCGAAACCUCCGCUUAAUUGAAAGCUUGUUCACGCUUCAGAAAAUGAUCAUGGAUCAGGAAAAGCAAGAAGGUGUUUCCACGAAAUGCUGUAAGAAAUCCAUUGUUCGACUGGUACACAAGCUUUCCCAAGAAGGGCUCGUCAGACUCUACCGCACAACAGUCAUUCAAGAUGGCAUUAGCAAAAAGGUAGAGUUUGUAGUUCACCCUUCGGUGAAUCCUAAUGACCCCCUGGUAAAAAGUGCCAUUGAGCAAGUGCGCUUCCGGAUCUCCAACUCAAGCACAGCAAACAGGAUUAAAGUUCCCCAGACACCAACACCCCAAGAGCAUUUAGAGGAAGAUAGUCUGGGGCAAGAGACUGCUGCUGUAUCAGGGGAAAUGCAAGGAACCUUUCCCUCUAACGCUGAAAAUAAUGGCCGGGCAAGGAAAACUGAUGAGAAAAUGGGCAUAAUGCAGCUAAAAAAUUAUCACCCUGUUACAGUUCCAGGACUUGGGCGUUCUCUUGGCUUUCUUCCCAAAAUGCCUCGGUUAAGAAUGGUCCACAUUUUCCUCUGGUACCUAGUUUACGGACAUCCUUUAAAUGGGCAGCAACAGAAAGCAUGCUAUGAUGGUGAGAAAAGAGACAGCCCACAGAUACUGGACGCACACACUGCUGUACCUGAAACCCAUCCAGGUGCAUCAGGAGAUGAGGAGGAGGCUGCACCAGAAACUACGUGCAUGGGGAAUCAUGAAGUCCCUGCACGGGAGUCUGAGGUAGAUCUGUGUAACGAGACAGUGUAUGUGGAUGAUAUUUCGUGGAUGCGCUACGUCCCUCCUCUCCCAGUACACAGGGAAUUUGGGUAUGGCUGGGCUCUUGUUAGUGACAUUCUUCUUUGCCUACCUCUCUCCAUCUUUAUCCAGAUAGUGCAAGUCAGCCACAAGGUGGAUGGUCUUGAGGAUUUUUUAAACAAUCCUCUAAAAAAACACACACUGAUCAGAUGUCUUCCGAGGUCAGUCCGACAGCAGCUUCUUUAUAAGAGGAGAUACAUCUUUUCAGUGGUGGAAAACCUGCAGAGGUUAUGUUACAUGGGGCUACUACAGUUUGGCCCAACUGAGAAAUUCCAAGAUAAAGAUCAGGUAUUCAUCUAUACGAAGAGAAAUGCAGUGAUUGUUGAUACUACUAUCUGUGAUCCUCACUAUAACCUGGCUCAAAGCAGUCGCCCAUUUGAGAGACGUUUGUAUGUUUUGAACACUAUGCAGGACGUAGAAAACUUUUGGUUUGAUUUGCAGUGUGUCUGCCUUAAUACUCCAUUAGGAGUUGUCCGCCAUCCUCGUGCAAAAAGAAGUAAUCUUCAGGGUGAGGAGACCAGCAACACAUUGGAUGUGCAGAUGGAACAGGAGUCAGCAGUGGAUAAACACAAUCUUGAACGAAAGUGUGCAAUGGAGAAAUACACCUCAGGAAGUCGAGAGGUGGUGGAUGAUGGAUGUAUUCCUGGGGAUGGGAUGGGAGCUGGGGGUCUGGAUUCCAGCUUUUAUGGACAUUUAAAACGCAAUUGGAUCUGGACAAGCUAUAUCAUUAAUAAAACUAGGAAGCUUUGUAUUUUGACUUUUGAUUGCUUAACAUUGCAUUGUAUAUUUUGCUAUAAAAUUCCAUUGGUGUAAAUGUACUUCUACGUAGGUAAUAAAAUAAACAUUUUGGGAGAUGCAAGGGAAGGCGCAAAGUCCCCUGUGCAGAAGGAAGAAUGUAUUGAGAUUGAUAAAGAAGCAACGCAGAAUAGAACCAAGAGAGUGAGGGGUGGAAAAAGCCAGAAACGUAAGAGGCUUAAGAAAGACACUGGGAAGAAGACAAAGAAGAAAAAGAGAGAGGAGUCUGUAGAAAAAAAUAAAAAGCUGCGCUACCAUGAUGAGGCUGACCAGAGCGCCCUGCUGAGAAUGACGCGCCUACGUGUCACCUGGACUGUGCAAGAAGACAGCCUACUCAUGCUAUGUCGAAUUGCCAGUAAUGUGCUAAACACAAAGGUGAAAGGACCGUUUGUUCCAUGGCAGGUUGUCCGAGAUAUCAUGCAUGCCAGCUUUGAAGAAUCUUUAGAUAAAACUUCUCAUUCUGUUGGACGAAGAGCUCGCUACAUUGUCAAAAAUCCACAAACCUAUCUUAAUUAUAAAGUUUGCCUUGCUGAAGUUUACCAAGAUAAAGCUCUUAUUGAGGAUUUCAUGAAGAGGGAAGAUAACUACCAAGACCCACAGGUGUGUGCAAAAGAGUUUAAAGACUUUGUGGAGAGACUUAAAGAGAAAUUCAGUUCAACCCUAGGGAAUCCCAAACUCGAAAUUCCAGAUACAUUGCAGGAGCUGUAUUGCAGGUUCAGAGUUUUGGCCAUUGGAGAUGAAGCAAAUCAAAGCAUCAAACAGGAUGUUCUCAACAGUAUCUAUGAUAUACACUUCCUAGUGCUCCAGAACCUGAUUCAGAGUACUUUGGCACUCUCAGAUAAUCAAAUGAAGUCCUGCCAGUCAUUUCAGACCUUUCGGCUGUACCGUGAGUACAAGGAUGACAUUCUUGUGAAAGCUUUCUUAGAAUGUCAGAAGAGAAGUUUGGUCAAUCGCCGUCGGGUUAACCAUACCCUGGGUCCAAAGAAAAGCCGGGCUUUGCCCUUUGUGCCUAUGUCAUAUCAACUAUCUCAAAGCUACUACAGAGUCUUCACAUGGCGGUUUCCCAGUACAAUUUGUACAGAAUCCUUCCAGUUCCUAGAGAAGCUCAAGGAAGCUGGAAAAUCAGACGAACCCGAUAGCUUUUCAUUCAAGGAUCAAGAAGCCAAAGAUUCAGCAGGCAUGCUAGCUUUUCCUAUGGAUGGCCCCGGAGGUCAUUGUGUAGCAAUUCUUUCCCUGUUCUCCCUGGGUCUUAUUUCUGUGGAUGUGAGGAUCCCAGACCAAAUAAUCGUGGUGGACAGCACUAUGGUGGAGAAUGAAGUCAUCAAAAGUUUGGGAAAAGAUGGUCUUGAUGAUGACUAUGAUGAAGAUGAUGACUUGGAUGAGAGCUCUGGAAACAAACGGAGAAUAGAAGUAAAAGCUCGUCAAGCAUCUCAUACCAAUUACUUACUCAUGAGAGGGUACUAUGCACCAGGAAUCGUCAGCACACGCAAUCUGAACCCCAACGACAAUAUCGUGGUCAAUUCUUGCCAAAUGAAGAUCAAGCUGAGAUGUGUCCCAAUGCCAGGGAGGCUCAGUACCUCAGUUCCUUCUGUGGUUGAUAACAUGGCUGUAGGAAUCUCCUGCCUCCCUGAUACUUUUACCAGGCUGCUAAAAGUCCAGGAAGCGACUUAUGACGUAGAUCAGUUUGUCCUCCAGUGUACAGAGUGUUAUGGGUAUAGCUCCAAAGAUGUAUCUGCUGUCCUGGAGAUCCGUAAUGCUAUUGAGGCAUCCUCUUCCUUCGGGAUUGACAAGGCAGAACUGGGCAAACAGUUCCACUGCUAUGAAGAAGCAGACACUGAACGCACCAGGAGUUUACAGCAAUAUAUUCAGGACCUCCUUAAGAUGGAACAGGUGUUAGAAGUGGGAGGGAGCACUGUACGAUUGGUUGCAAUGACAUUUGCCAAACCCUGGCUGUUGUAUUCAGUGUGUCUGAAGAAUAAAGUUGGUGGUGCUGGUCUGCAGGGCAAAGACUCCGUCACUCACUUGGAUUUGCAACAGAACUCUCAGCAGCCAGAGCCAAAGAAAGGGGUGGCAACUUCAAGGGAAGAGGGACAGCCUGGCAAAGUCUUAAGACCUGUUAUCAGUGAUGAAGGACCCUCAAGGAAAAGAGUCAAGACUCAACAUGGUGGGCUUCAAGAUGGCACUGAAGUCCAUCAGGACAUAAAGAGCUGUUCAGAAGGAGCAACUGAAGCAGCCCCUGAUGCAAGUUUAACUGAGCCCACGCAGGUGAAAGGGGUGUUAGUUGCACAUGAAGGAAUGGGUCCUUUCAGAGGGCAGACAGGACACUGUGUGCAACAUCCUGUGCGCGGACCAGAAUCUGUCACUGGUAAAGAUAAAGAGCAAGAUAAAGCCAAUUCUGAAGAACAAGAGACUGCAGUAGAUGAUAGUGUUGCAGCUAAUGAGGAGGAAAGGCAGAUGCCUAGCUUUGAACAUACAGCCAGAGAUACAGCAUUGAACAUGUCGCUCGAUGAUGCAUGUCACCCACAGGAAAGUUCUGAAGUCUCUAAAGAAGAUUCUUUGACAAAUCUACCCCAGGCAGUACGGGAAAGGGCCUGUGAGAAUGUCUGUUUCAUUGGGAGGCCGUGGCGAAUCGUGGACGGGAAUCUGAAUAAACCAGUGUGUAAGGGAAUGAUGGAAGCUGUGCUCUAUCACAUCAUGACAAAGCCCGGCAUAACGGAAAACACCUUGCUGCAACAUUAUGUGGGGGUUCUUCAGCCUGUUUCUGUCUUGGAGAUACUACAGGGCCUGGAAGCCCUUGGCUGCAUCAGAAGAUUCUGCAUGAAAAAGCCCCCGGCAAUAUCUCUCUUCUCUCGGCCUGUUCCUGAAGAAGAGCUAACCGACUCCAAACUGAGUGAGACUCCAACAAUAUUUUAUGAGCCUACCAUAGACUGUACUCUGAGAAUGGGCAGAGUGUUCCCAUACGAAGGCAACUGGAAUAAAUGGGUGCAGAUGAUCCAUGUAUGAGAGAUGGCAUGGUGCGUCAUGCUUGUCCAGCCUGCGUUGGUGAAUGCUAAUGGAGGUGAAACUUCUGGUGUGUCCCGUAACUUGUGCUCUGCUUGUCAUUUUGUCAUGUUUUGUUAAAUAAAUUUUGUUUCUUAUUGGGAAUUA